GCGCAACGAUGUGCGGCACGGCCUGCUUCGUCUUCGUCGUCCUGGUCGGCGCGCGCACCCUGGGCCAGGACGCGCCGCCGUGGACUGAAGACUGCCGGAACUCAACGUACCCCCCGUCUGGGCCCACCUUCCGGGGGACCGUGCCGUGGUACACCAUCAACCUUGACUUCCCUCCCUACAAGCGAUGGCACGAGGUGGUGGCCGACCGAGGGCCCGCGAUCAAACUCAUGAUCCAGUCCGUGAAGGACAUAGUGAACACCUUCAACCCCAGUGGAAAGUUAAUGAAGAUGGUGGAUGAGAAAUUGCCUGGGAUGCUUGGCCACUUACCUGGGCCGUUUGAGGAGGAGAUGAAGGGGAUCGCAGAUGUGACAGGCAUUCCGCUGGGAGAAAUCAUUUCCUUCAACAUCUUCUAUGAGAUUUUCUCCAUGUGCACGUCCCUGAUCACUGAGGACCAAGCAGGGCACCUGAUCCACGCCCGGAACAUGGACUUCGGGGUUUUCCUUGGGUGGGAUACAAACAACCACACGUGGGUGGUCACGGAGCAGCUGAAGCCGCUGACGGUGAACCUGGACAUCCAGCGGGACAACAAGACCGUGUUCCUGGCUACCACGUUCGCCGGCUACGUGGGCAUGCUGACCGGGAUCCGGCCGGGGGCCCUCACCCUCACGCUGAAUGAACGGUUCAACAUAAAUGGUGGCUACCUGGGGAUCAUCGAGUGGCUUUUGGGCCGGAGAGGUGACAUGUGGAUCGGCUUCAUAACCAGGGCGGUGCUAGAGAACGCCACCAGCUAUGAAGAAGCCAAGAACAUCCUGACCAAGACUCCCCUCCUGGCCCCAGCCUACUUCAUCCUGGGGGGUAAUCGCUCCGGCCAGGGUUGCGUCAUCACCCGCGCCCGCAAGGCCACUCUGGAUGUACACGAACUGGACGCCCUACAUGGUCGCUGGUACGUGGUGCAGACCAACUACGACGGCUGGAAGCAUCCAUUCUUCCUGGAUGACCGCAGGACACCCACCAUGACCUGCCUGAACCGCACCACGCAGGAGCACAUCUCAUUCGCCUCCGUGUACGACGUCCUGUCCACCAAGCCCAUCCUCAAUAAGCUCACCGUGUACACGACGCUGAUGGACCUCUCCCGGGGAAAGUUUGAGACGUACCUUCGGGACUGCCCAGACCCCUGCAUUGGCUGGUGACCACCAGGGCCGGACCCCCGCCCCCGGCUGCCUGGAGCGGCCACCCCAUUCCGCCCUCAGGGAUCCAGCGCUGCAGGCCGGCACUCUCUGCCGUCGGGCCGGUCUUGGCCGGCCUGGCAGCAGAUAGUGGGGUGGGUGGGCGGUCCCACUCCUCUGGCCUAGCCAGGGACCAGGGCUGGAAGCUGCUUGGCUUUUUUCCCACCCUUCAGUCACCACUGUUUUGAGUAAUAAAAUGCACCAGACAAAGCUGGGAA
Molecule: messenger RNA, 1444 nt
Organism: Tachyglossus aculeatus (Australian echidna)
Lineage: Eukaryota; Metazoa; Chordata; Mammalia; Monotremata; Tachyglossidae
Gene: ASAH1
Product: N-acylsphingosine amidohydrolase 1
Exons: 14
Coding region: 9-1190 (393 amino acids)
Biological process (GO): fatty acid metabolic process
Cellular component (GO): lysosome
Molecular function (GO): N-acylsphingosine amidohydrolase activity; fatty acid amide hydrolase activity
Source: RefSeq, a predicted model, not a curated record